Molecule: messenger RNA, 2205 nt
Organism: Mandrillus leucophaeus (drill)
Lineage: Eukaryota; Metazoa; Chordata; Mammalia; Primates; Cercopithecidae
Exons: 15
Coding region: 1-2205 (734 amino acids)
Source: RefSeq, a predicted model, not a curated record
AUGGGGCUUGUGGCGGGUCUGGGGGUGGCAGUGCUGCUGUGGAAGCCUCGGGGAGGGCUCAUCUCUGGAAUCCCCCAGGGUAUCCUGGUGCCCCCAGCUGCUGUGUGGUGUGAGAAGGCCUGGCUGGUGGUGACACACAGUGGAAGCCUAGCAUGGGUGGAGACCCCCAAGACUGAACUCAGUGGCGGGAUCCAGCCUGCCCAGCUCUCCUAUAUAGAGCCCAGAGCCAGCAGGGUGGGCUUCCUGGAGACGCAGGUGCUCCUGCGGGCUGGGGAGCAUGAGCAGGGGUCCCUUUGGGAAGGUGGAAGAGGCUGUGGUGCCACUCAGGUGGUGGAAGCUGAGCUAGGGUUGGGCACCCUGGUCCCGAGUGAGGCUUCACCAGUCUUGGAAGCUGUACCCAAGGUAGCUUCAUGUGCCACUCAGGUGGUGGAAGCUGAGCUAGGGCUGGGCCCCCUGGUCCUGAGUGAGGCCUCACCAGUCUUGGAAGCUGUACCCAAGGUAGCUUCAUGUGAUUCCAGCCUCAUUCCUCCAUGGGCCAAAUAUCCCAAACAAAGGCCUGGACAGGGGGUCUUUAUCCUAGUGCCCAGAAAACACAUGCAGAAAGGCUCUGCAUGCCCCCGUGGCCUGCCAGAGGUAAGAGCCUCCCCCUCAAAAUGCACAGUCCAGGUUCUUGCAGGGAGGGAAGGAUUCUGCAAGACGGAGGAGAAGAUGGCAGCAUUUCGCCUCCUCCCCGGCACCUCCAGUGGGCUGCAGUCUGCUCCCAGCCUCACUCGAGCAGGCCCCGCCCUCCCAGAGGCCGUUAGUCCAAGUCACGUGAUCGCCGAUUCCGCUGACCCUGCAGAACCUGAAAAAGAAAUUCCCGGGUCCUGGCUUCCUGGCCUGAUGAUGAGGCACCAGGGCUGCUGGAGAGGGAAUGAGGGGGCACCAGUGGCUCGGGAAACCGGGGAGGGUGUCUGCGCUGGCAAUUCCGCAAACACAGUGUGUGCGGGCGUGAGGGCUGCGAGUCCGCUAGAGGAAAGUCCACCACUACCCCUCUCCGGAGACGGGGGCGGGGGGAAGGAUUCUGCAAGACGGAGGAGAAGAUGCCAGCAUUUCGCCCCGGGCACCUCCAGUGGGCUGCAGUCUGCUCCCAGCCUCACUCGAGCAGGCCCCGCCCUCCCAGAGGCCGUUAGUCCAAGUCACGUGAUCGCCGACUCCGCUGACCCUGCAGGACCGGAAAAAGGAAUUCCGGGGUCCUGGCUUCCUGGCCUGAUGAUGAGGCACCAGGGCUGCUGGAGAGGGAAUGAGGGGGCACCAGUGGCUUGGGAAACCUGGGAGGGUGUCUGCGCUGGCCUUUCCGCAAACACAGUGUGUGCGGGCCUGACGGCUGCGAGUCCGCUAGAGGAAAGUCCACCACUACCCCUCUCCGGAGACGGGGGCCGGGGUGGGGAGCGGUAUGAGAAGAUCCUGAAGCUCACGGCUGAUGUCAAGUUUGGGUCAGGCGACGUCAAGGCCACAGUGGCAGUGCUGAGUUUCAUCCUCCCCAGUGUGGCCAAGCACAGUGUCGAUGGCGGAUCCUUGUCCAGUGAACUGCAGCAGCUGGGGCUGCCCAAAGAGCACGCGGCCAGCCUGUGCCACUGUUAUGAGGAGAAGCAAAGCCCCUUGCAGAAGCACUUGCGGGUCUGCAGCCUACGCAGCAAGUAUGAGACCAGCCAGGGGUCUGCCUUGGAGCACCUGGAGCCCAAGAAGCUGCCCCUCACCUUUGUGAUCCCAGGAACCCCCUCCCUGAUCAUGAAGAAUGCAGACCCAAACCCGCUGAGGUGCCUGAAGGAGCAGGCCCCCUCUGCUGUCCUGCAGGCUCUGGCGGUGGCCAUCCCGCUUGAAGUACAGAGGAACCUGGUGCCGGCCACAGUCAACCCUGAUGUGACGACCUUUCUACCCGCCCUCUUUGAUGUCUUGGUGCUGGCUGCUGUCUUUGGCCAGCCCUGCAAGUCCAGUCCUUGGGGGUCUAGGAGGGAAGAAGCCCCUGGCUGUGUGGCCUCGAGCUGGACCCUGGCCCUCUCUGGCUCUGAGUUCCUGGGAAAGUCGGUGGUGUUGGAACUCCGGAUUCAUUCCUCAGCAUUGAGGCACUGUCUGUGGAAGCCGUGGGACAAGGUGAAGGAAGGAGCCCAGACCCAGCCAGACACUCACCAGGACAAGGGUGAAUGUGACAAGCAGGAGGCCUAG